Molecule: messenger RNA, 1170 nt
Organism: Trametes versicolor FP-101664 SS1
Lineage: Eukaryota; Fungi; Basidiomycota; Agaricomycetes; Polyporales; Polyporaceae
Exons: 5
Coding region: 1-1170 (389 amino acids)
Source: RefSeq, a predicted model, not a curated record
AUGGACUAUCUGACCUUAUGUCGAUUAUGCUCUCUUACUCAGCGUUACUCAUCGCUCAUAGUAUAUAAGGAGGACUCUGCAGGCCUCUGCUCUUCAGUCGUUCUCUCACAGACUGAAGACCUCUCUUUGUGCGGCUUACAGGUUCAGAAGUUCAUCAGGAAGACACUAAAGGUGCGCUUCGACGCUCUCGAAGAGGCGAUAACGGCGCACUACGUGACCCUCCCGCGCACAGCGCGCAUGGAUUGCCGCCCGCAGUACAUCGACUUCGCGCUCACGCCCGAGUGCCGUGCCAUCGCGGACGUUCCGACGUCCCAGACGGUCACUGCGGACGAUUUCGCACCUAUCAUUCCCGCACUGGCGCAGACAUGGGACGCAGACCGCAGACAGGAACUCACGGAAUACCUCCUUCCGCAUCUCGGCGACAUCGCCGCGGAUGUAGACCCGCUUGAACUCGCCAUCUCGUUUUUCAACAGGCCUGCUAAGAUUGCCGGCCGUUUCCAGCCGUGUCUAGGAGACAUCAGCACCAUGAGGUACCCCGCCAUCCUCAACCAUCAUUGUCUCACGGGGCCGAGCGCAGGAUGUUACCGCGGCUCGUCAUACUCGGUGGAUGAGUUCCUCAAAGAAGACGUAUACACCCGCACGACAAAAACCCUCGGGCACUACGCGGAUUAUGAGUCUAUGUUACUCGAAGCAGCGGAGGACACGCCGUGCUUGCGCACUCACGUUCCGUUCAAGCUGAACCGCGACGGCGACGGUCUGCAUCCUGGCGAUGUAAUCGCCAGAAUGCGGCGGAUCGUUUCUAUGGUCGGACUAGACCCUGCUCGGGCGACGUACGAAGACCUCGAACGAUGCGACGCGUGGUUUCGGUGUAUCAGUUGCGAGACAGAACACGACAGGGAGCCCAUCUUUGCGCGAUCGUGGAGCGGCGUGUACGACCACGAACUGGAACACAUCAAUGCCAGUGGAAGACUGAAAUACAUCUUGCACAGCACAGAACUCCCCCAGUGGCUGCGCGCAGACUCGGACGACGAGGUUAUGAGCAGAGUGCGAGCUUAUCAGGAGGCCAAGCUUCGGGAGACGGACUUUGGCAUUUGCUUGUGGUCAUGCUCGCUCUGCCGCACCUUCAACGCGGCUUCCCAGUACAUGGCGGAGCACCUCGACGAGAUGUGA